CGGAGGAGCUCCAGUCCAGAGUUCAGUCCUGGUGCAGAUCCCGAGAACACCAGCGCUUCCCUAGCUCACAGCCAAACCACGGCACUGACUGCUCUGACUUUUCAUACUUGUUUUAUUCCAACGGAGUCGGAACACAUUUUUCAGCUACUCCUCUUGUCUUUUCUUGGACCCUGUUUGGAUUUUACGCAUUGAUCUCUCACAAACCCGCGUCUCCUGCGCCCCUAGCCAUGGCGCGUCUCCUCCUCUGCUGUCUGCUCCUGCUGGUGUGUUCAUGGACGGCUCUCUCCUCCGGAGUCUUCGAGCUGAAGAUCGACUCCUUCGCCUCCUCUCGGGGCAUCUGUCGCUCCUCGUCCCAGAGCUGCCAGAUCUUUUUCCGCGUGUGCCUCAAACACUCACAGGACGUGAUCAACCCGGAGCCUCCGUGCACGUACGGGACCGAGCUCACAGAUAUCAUGGACGCGGACGCCAACACCAUCUCCCAGAGCGCGCCCAUCAAGGUUCCGUUUCUGUUUAAGUGGCCGGGAACAUUUUCUCUAAUCAUUGAAGCCUGGAACGCAGAGUCGACGGGACCGGAGUCCAUAGAAAACCAGAACAACCUCAUCAGUCGCCUGGCCACACGCCGUCACCUCGCUGUAGGAGAGGAGUGGUCCCAGGACGUCCACUUUGGUGACCAGAGUGAGUUGCGCUACUCUUACCACGUGGUGUGUAAUGAGCACUACCACGGCGAGUCCUGCUCCGCCUACUGUCGGCCCCGCAAUGACACCUUCGGCCACUACACCUGCGACGAGCAGGGGAAACGUCGCUGCCUGGAUGGAUGGAGCGGAGAGUACUGCUCUGAUGCCAUCUGUGCCACUGGGUGCAGUAAGAACGGUUUCUGUGAGUCUCCAGGGGAGUGUGUGUGCAGACAGGGCUGGCAGGGGGCGCUCUGUGACGAGUGUGCCCGUCACCCAGGCUGCCUCCAUGGGACCUGCCAGCAGCCGUGGCAGUGCAACUGCAAGGAAGGAUGGGGGGGCCUGUACUGUGACCAAGACCUGAACUACUGCACCAACCACAAACCCUGUAAGAACGGCGCGUCCUGCACCAACACUGGACAGGGCAGCUACACCUGCACCUGUCGGCCCGGCUUCACCGGCAAAGACUGUGAGAGUGAGACAAACGAGUGCGACAGCAAUCCCUGCAAGAACGGCGGCAGCUGCAAAGACAUGGUAAACAGUUACGUGUGCGCGUGCCCUCAGGGCUUCUACGGGACCAACUGUGAGAUCAGCGCCAUGACGUGUGCAGACAGACCGUGCUUCAACGGAGGAACCUGUGUGGAGAACACGGCCGGUGGCUACAGCUGCCGCUGCCCACAGGGCUACACGGGCUCCAACUGUGAGAAGAGACUGGACCGCUGCAGCAGCAACCCCUGUGCUAAUGGAGCUCAGUGCGUGGACCUGGGUCAACGGGUCACGUGCCGCUGUCGUCCGGGCUUCUCCGGACCUCGCUGUGAGAUCAACGUCGACGACUGUGCCAGCAACCCCUGUCGUAACGGCGGCACCUGCGUGGAUGGUGUUAACGACUUCACCUGCACGUGCACGCUGGGCUUCACGGGUAAAGACUGCUCGGUGCGGGACAGCCCGUGUGACCACUUCCCCUGUGAAAACGGAGGCACGUGUUUCACCCACUUCACCGGCCCUGUGUGUCAGUGUCCUCUGGGCUUCAUGGGGGCACGGUGCGAGUAUCCGGUGAAGGUCAUGCCCACGACCAAACCUCUGUCCCAGGCCGAUCAGUCUCCGGCGCUCAUUGCGGCCAUUGUCCUCGGCCUAGUGACGCUGACUCUGCUGCUCUGCGCUGCCGUCUUCAUUGUGCGUCAGCUCCGUCGUGGCAGAGAGCUGAGGUCCAUCACCACAUCAGUCAAGAAUGACCUGGAGGCAGUAAAUAACCGCAACGCAGUGAUCGGCGGCGGGGGACCUAACAAUGGCUGCCUCCCAGGAGCAGCAGUCAGUCUGAGGGAGAAGGAGGUCUUCCUCAUGAGUGGAGGACAACUGAAGGUGUCCAACAAAGACGCAGCACUGGUGGAGAAGGGCAGCAACAUGUCCAUCUUCAAAAACAAAAUGGCCGACUGUAACCUCGUGAACGAAGAGCAGCACAAGACCAAGAGCAAGUUUGACCUUAAAACGUGCGACUCCCCCAUCGCUGUGAAGGACAGUCGGUAUUGUCCUGUGUUCAUCAUCCCAGAACAGAUGGAACAGUGUGUGUUUGCCACUGAGGUAUGACCUCCAACAGUAGUGGAUCAAAGCUGUGGUGCUGAAGCGUUGACUGUCCAAGACAGUUGACCCAGAGGGACUUAUUGACACAUAUUAUUAUUAUUAUUUAAUAUUUAUUACCAUAUCUCUGUGGAGAAGAAGACGAAGGACGACUUUUUCUUCUUCGCUUCAACACUGAUUGUGAGUGGAAUGAAAAUUUGUGGCGUGAAGAAGGAUGAGAAGAGGAAAGACUGAAUGUCCAGCAUCAUUUGCACAUUUUUUAAUUUUUUUUUUACUUAAUUCCUAUCAUUUAUGUAUGAUGUCAUUAGUUUGUAUACAACUGGUUCUGGGAUCAAACAUGAAAAGACUUUGAUUCUCCACCAGUUUUAAAAGAGCGGUGCCUUACGCUUCCUACCUAUCACCAGAGCAGCCGUUUCCUGUAUCACACCAUUUAGUCAGACUGUCAAAGUUGUGGGUCUGGAUGACAGAACUUUGUUUUUGUUCAGCCCACCUGAUCAUUUUUAUACCAAAAGCCUUUCUAUCGUUGCUGUUGUCCCAGCUGCCGGACAGUUCUGCAGAAUGUAAGCGUAACAAUCAUCAUCAAGUGCCUCCACCUGUGGAACCACGUCGACGCCUGCGCGUCAUAUUCUGACCUGGUUUUCAGAGCCAGUCCUGACCCUGAGCAGCAGUCCAGAUGCUGGACGAGGCUUGAAGAGAACCAGGAGAAUUUAAGGCCCAGUUUCCAAUCGUGUUUUGCUAAAUGUUUCACCUUAUGAACAGAAAACCUGCUGCUGGACUGGAUCCACAGUAACAAUCAGUUCCUGUUACUUUCUUCUUCUUGAACUUUCCUAGAAUCAAAGUACUGCAAACCUUUGAUGUACUGCCUUGUCAAACACUGUGGGAAAGAAGGAGAGCAGGAACAUGUGGACCCGACCACUGAUGGACUCACAGAGAAGAGUCUAGAUUGAUUCAUUUGAUCCAAAAAUAAGUGUUUUCCUGUUUUUACGUUGCUCUGUCCUUUGUCCCAUCUCUGUCUCUGUCCUGUCUUUGUUAAGUUAAGUAUUGAGAAUGCAAUGUGUACAUAAACUCCAGUGGAUGGUUUACCUAUUUAAUAUGACCUUUGUAAAUAGUUCUAUAUUUAUAAAAGAGAAUUGUAUAUGUGCCUAUGUUAAUGUAUCUAAUGAAAGAAAUAUAUUUUUCAUAAAUAAAUAUCAAAAGUACACUA
Messenger RNA from Cynoglossus semilaevis (tongue sole), 3450 nucleotides. RefSeq names its product deltaC (gene dlc). The record is from RefSeq and is a predicted model, not a curated record. Gene Ontology annotation, cellular component: plasma membrane; protein-containing complex. Gene Ontology annotation, biological process: cell communication; heterophilic cell-cell adhesion; establishment or maintenance of epithelial cell apical/basal polarity. Bases 228 to 2255 code for a protein of 675 amino acids. NCBI's taxonomy places the organism in Eukaryota, Metazoa, Chordata, Actinopteri, Pleuronectiformes, Cynoglossidae. The transcript is spliced from 10 exons. Gene Ontology annotation, molecular function: calcium ion binding.